Molecule: messenger RNA, 3580 nt
Organism: Lactuca sativa (garden lettuce)
Lineage: Eukaryota; Viridiplantae; Streptophyta; Magnoliopsida; Asterales; Asteraceae
Source: RefSeq, a predicted model, not a curated record
ACUUUCUUAUCGAUCAAAAGUCAUAGCUCCAAUAACGAUGGUUCAUUUCAUGAAAUAAAAAAGCCAAUGUGGACUCAAAUAUUUUAUUACAUGUUUCCACUUUUAAAGAUCCUGAUAUAUAAAUUUUGGAAUUUUUAUACUAUGGCUGUUGUGAUUUGAACCUUUAAACUGAUUAUGGAUGUGUGACGCUGCUGCUUCUGAUUAAAAUAUGGGAGAGCAUUAGUAAAUGAAUAGAGUCAAGUUUAAAUGAGAACUCAAAUAUUUUAUGAAAAUCCAAGAAAUCGAUCAUGGCCUUUGGAUUAAACUCAUCUAAUGGCCGUGAUUUGUAGGGAACCGUCAUUUUAUAGCACUCUAACCAUUUUGUAAGUGUCUAUAAAGACAAAACUGCAAAUUUGGUCCUUGUGGUUUGGCAAAACCUUUGGAUGGGGUCCAAAAAGUUUCCAGCUUGCACCAAAGGUCCAAAAUCAAGGUUUUCAUGGGUUUUUAGUCCAUUCCGUCAUUGACCGUUUGUUUGGGGCCGUUAGUGCCUUCACGUGCCCUCCAUGUGAGGGCAUUUUGGUCAUUUUAGGUCCUAGCCUCCGUUGCCGCCACUUCAAUUAAUAAGAUUGCAGAUUGUACUCACUCCUUCGUCUUCUACUCAUACCUCUUGAUUCAAACGCAAACCCUAACGAUCGUCUGAAAAUUGGAUUGUGUUCAUGCUUUUGAAAAUGUGGGGACUUAGAAAUGUUGGAGAGAUUGUCAACGUUCAAGAAGUUUAUGAUGGUUACCCCAACAUAUUCUCUAUUGAACUUCAUCACGGAGGGAGUUUCACAAAGUUUCCAAAUAUCAGACUUGAUGAUGAGAGAAUUAGGGUAUGAUGGUACUGAAAUCAUGUAUUACCAUUUCCGUUUGCCUAAUGAAGGAUUUGACUUUGGACUCCGAGCAUUAGGUAACGAUGAUGAUGUGCGUAAUCUCUCACGGGUUAUAAUAGAAGACAUGGAGAAGCAGGAUUCCAUUAGACCCUCAUCACCUGUAGUUGCUCAUGAAGUGGUAACUCCAAUCCAAAUUGAUGUUGGUGAGGGUGAUUUAGGGUUAGCAUUAACCUUAUACAAAUCAGCAACACCUGAAUUUAGUAGGUCUAAAGGUUGGAAACAUAGUAAAGGGGCAUCGUCUUGUAGUACAAAGCUUAACUUGGAUUGGGAAGGUGCUGAAAAAACAAUGGCAAGUGGUGAAGUUGAUAAGGGUAAGGGUGUAGAAGGAUUUGUAGAUGAAUUUGUUGUAGUUGAUGCAGAAAAAGAGUUAAACAAAGAGAUUGAUGUGAAUGAAGAACUUGAUGUGAACAAAUCCAAUGGUGAGGGUGUAGAAGGAUUUGCAGAUGAGGGGUAUAGAGUUGUCAUGGAUAAUGAUCCUCAAGGAGUCAAUGAAUUUUCAACUAACAUCAACAUAGAUGAUGAGUUAAUGACAAACUUUCAACCUUUUGAAGACCAAGAUAGCAUCCCAUAUAAUGGGUUUGAAGGCCAAGAUAAUAUUCCUUUCAAUGAUGAGUGGAGACAAGAGGAGCCUGAUGACAUUGAUUUUGAGAAUCAAAACAGUGAAGAUGAAGAUAGUGACUUUAUGAUUGAUGAGGACAACAUAAUUGAAGAUGUUGACGUUGACAUGGAGGAUUUCAAUCUAAAUAUUGAUACAGAAGCAGAGUUCAAUGGAUGUCAAAGAAUGGGUGGUCAAAGAAAUGAAGAUAGUGAUGAAGAAGAUGAUUUGGAGGUAAUUGACAAUGACGAGUGGGAUUCAUUAAGUGAUGACUCAGGGGACAACAGGAAAAUAAGAGAAAUGAUCAAAGAGCUGGGGAAACAAACCUUAUGUUCUGCUGGUGAGGUGCACAAGGUAGCUUUUCAUAUUGGGCAGAAAUAUAAAGCCAAGAAAGAAUUGAAAGAUAAAAUUGACCUGCAUGCUUUAGAGACAAGGAGGAAUAUCUCAUUCACAAAAAACGACAAGAGUAGAUUAACAGUUGUUUGUGAUGGAACUGUAGUUUUAAAUGCAAGUGGGGUAGGUGGACCUACCUCUGGGAAAAAGGUAAAGGGUAAAGAUGUAAACUCAGAUAAAGUUAAAUGCACAUGGAAACUUCAUGCAUCUAGGUCAAGUGAACAGGACUAUUGGUUUAUUAAGACCUAUAAUCAGAAACACAUCUGCCUCCAAACACGAAAAAUCAGAUCUUGCACAGCAACAUUUCUUUCCAAACGUAUUAUGGAUCAGACUGAAGCUAAUCCUGGACUGCCUGUUCGUGCCCUACAAGAGCAACUCCAAUCAACUUAUGGAGUUAGUAUUUCAGAAGAGAAAGCAUUUAGGGCAAAAGCAUUAGCCACCAAAAAUGUUGCAGGGGAUUACGUAAAGCAAUAUGCAGCUUUGAGAGACUAUGUACUAGAGCUACAAAAGACAAAUGAAGGUACAACUGUAAAGAUUGAUGUGGUUUCAGAACCUGUGGUUUCAUCCCCAACCAGGCAAUUCAGAAGGAUAUACGUGUGUUUAGGUCCUUUGAAGAAAGGUUUUAAGGCAGGUUUGAGAGAAUUUUUAGGCUUAGAUGGAGCCUUCAUGAAGGGACCUUUCCCAGGUCAAAUACUAAGUGCAGUUGGUGUUGAUUCCAACAAUGGAACCUACCCAUUGGCAUAUGCUGUUGUUGAAAGUGAAAACACUUCAAGUUGGAAAUGGUUUCUUCAGUGUCUUGCAGAAGAUCUUGACUUGUAUUCAAAUUCCAACUUCACCUUUAUCAGUGAUAGACAGAAGGGUCUUCUACCAGCCAUAGAACAAUUGUUCCCUAAUGCAGAACACAGGUUCUGUAUUAGACACAUAUACCAGAACAUGAGGAAGUUAUUUAAGACUACAGAGUACAAGGAGUAUUUUUGGAGGUGUGCUACAGCCACCACCAUACCAGAGUUUGAAGCUGUAAUGGUAGAGCUAAGGAAUUAUGACAUAGAAGCAUAUCAGUGGCUCUUGAAAAUCUCUCCACAUCAUUGGGCUAGAAGUCAUUUUUCAGGAAGGGCAAUUUCAGACAUGUUAUUGAAUAACCUUUGUGAAGUGUUCAAUAGCAAACUUGUUAAAGGGAGAGACAAACCCAUUAUCAGUUGUUUGGAGUUCAUCAGAGAGUACCUUAUGAAGAGAGUAUGCAAUGUGAUGAAGGUGUUAAACAAGUGUCAAGGUCCAUUAACUCCAACUGGUACUAGGAUUUUGGAAGCAAACACAACACUAGCUAGUAAGUAUCAUGCACGAUGGAAUGGGGGACAAAAGUAUCAGGUUAAAGGUCCAUGGAAUGAUCAACAUGUGGUGGACAUGGAGAAAAGGGAGUGUAGUUGUAGAAAGUGAGAGCUUACUGGAAUUCCUUGCAAACAUGCAAUUGCAAGCCUAAAUGAAAUGGCAGACAAUAAUGAAAAGGUGGGAGAACUAUACACCUAUGUGCAUAAGGUGUAUUGGCUUGAUACAUGGAAAGAGAUGUACUCCUUCAAGGUGGAGCCUAUCAAAGGUAGAGCCAUGUGGCCUAAGAGUGACUGCCCAACAACUCUUGUGCCUCCACCACACAACAAAGCUAUAGGCAGGCCAAAAAAGAAAAGAA